GUUUAACUGAGCAGGGAAGGACAUGUGGGCACGACUGUGGGAGGCAGCCCCGGCCUCGGCCACGAGCUCCCUGGGAACUGCGGUCGCUCGCAAAGGUCCCUCUGUGUGCAGGGAAGGCAGUGCAUGAGGGGUUUUCCUUCUCCUUUCAAAGCCACUGCUCUGCAAAAUGGGCCUGAGCUCUUCCAAGGCACACCCCAAGGUGACCAAGGUGGCACCGAUGCACACCGGGGAGGACCUGCCCGCUCUCGCUGCCCCGUUCCAGCUCCCCGGCGUGCCAGGAGAGCCCAGCCUGCGCCCGCCAGCCACGGCAGGGUGGGGAAACCCCAUGUUUCACCAGCAACUUCCACCUCUCCGGGAGACCUGGUAUGGGAGAGCCUCUGCAGGGCCCCUUUCUUUCAACACCGUGCCGGAAAAGGGAGAAACCAGCAUCAUUAAACAGCACCCGCCUCGAAGACCUCAAAGGCUUGAACCUGCUGUCCCUCCACAAGCAAUUGCUCCUGCAAAGCCCUGGAGUCAGCAAGAAGUGGCUGCGAGCCCAGAAACGAAGGCUCUGGAGAGGAGGGGGCAAAGCCUGAGACACCUCCCUGGCAGGCGGCAGCACUUGCACAAGCUGCAGAUGCUGGACUUGACCCGCAGGCGCCGAGAGGCAGAGCUGAAGCGAAAUCUCCACAGGGAGGCGAAUAUCAAUAAACAAAAAAUCAAGGAAUUGAGCCCAAAGAAAGUCCUUGACACUCUCCAGCGUGGCGGCAGUGAUGAAAGCCGAGACCUCGUCCCUGCUGAGCACAAUCAGGGUUUUCAUGGAGACGACCAUGGAAACACAUGGGGUAGAGGACUCUCCAGGCACCACGAUGGGUCUGAACUUUCUCCAAGCAAGAGCAGGAAGGUUGACCUGUGGUUCUGCAGGGAGUCACGGACGAGGGAUCUGUUCUGGGACACAUCCAGCACGGGCUCUGACGAGUGGGAAAGGGAAGAGAGGAAGAUUUGCCACAAGCCUAGGCUUGUGAGAACCAGGACAGAGAGAGUUUCUCUCUUUGAUGACUUCUUUGAUAAGGAUCUCUAGUGGCAUGGCUUGGGGUCAGAGGGACGUGCUGAAGAAACAAAGCCCAGCUCUGGUGGGGCUGAAACCCACCCCCCCAGGCUGGAGGGACUGAGGGUGGAGACAUGAUGCUUGCAGUAAGCGGCGUUUCUGGGAGUAUGGGCCGGUGGGAAGGACAGCUGGAAAUAAGAUCACUGAUGUGAAGUGAGUAAUGACUGUGGCUGAAUCAAAAUAUCUAGGGAAAAAAAUGGCUUGGACUUAGCAACAAUGAAGUGGGGUUAGAGGGAGGAGGAGGCUGGCAAAAAACCAAGCAGAAGCUGGAAAAUAUUGUGGGUUAGCCCCAAAUAUUAAGUUCCAACUGAAAUGCAAUGUUUUGCUUGCCUUUGGGUUACUCAACCUUUCUGUUUAACUUGUUUUUAGCCUUAUGGUCUUUUGUAAACCACAAAAACCCAGUUCAAAAUACAAGGUGAAAUGAUUAAUUUAGGAAAUCUUUAAAAAUAAAUAUUCUGGUAUUU
This is a messenger RNA of Phalacrocorax carbo (great cormorant), 1551 nucleotides long. The record is from RefSeq and is a predicted model, not a curated record. Lineage: Eukaryota; Metazoa; Chordata; Aves; Suliformes; Phalacrocoracidae.